Messenger RNA from Halteromyces radiatus, 476 nucleotides. RefSeq lists its product as uncharacterized. The transcript is spliced from 4 exons. Gene Ontology annotation, molecular function: metal ion binding. NCBI's taxonomy places the organism in Eukaryota, Fungi, Mucoromycota, Mucoromycetes, Mucorales, Cunninghamellaceae. The record is from RefSeq and is a predicted model, not a curated record. The coding region runs from base 115 to 393 and encodes 92 amino acids.
GGAUGAAGAACAACAAGAAACAACUAUAGUUACUAGAAAUGAAUCAACACGUCAAGGUACUGCCCGGGUAUGGGAAAAAAAUGAAUAUGCUUUGGAUUGUAGGUGUUGUGGGAGAUGGUUCAAUUUUGUCCAUCGAAGACAUCAUUACAAUGUGGAUUGGUAGUCUGUAGUAGAUGUUCGACAAAGCGCGUUAAACUAUCUUUUUCAGGUAUUAUACAUGAUCCUCAAUUGAGUGUGGAUGAAAUGUACAAGACAUCCUUACAACCACAAAGAAUUUGUGAUGAUUGUUUCAGACAUAUAUCUCGACCUUUACAACAACAAGAAUGCUCAACUAGUAAUAUGGAUAAUACAUAUUGUCCAUAUAUCAAGCGCCGCCCCAUUGGACUUUAUUAGGACAAGAGUGUAUCAUUUGUUUUGACGAAUUUGUGGAAGGUGAUACGAUAGCAAGACUUGGCUGUUUAUGUAGUUAUCAUCAU